CUUGUCGGGCUGAAUAUUUUGAUAUGGGCCCGAGCCAGGAUCAACUACGUCUUCAUAUUCGUUGGAUUACCGCACACGGCUUAACCACCGAGAGUAUUUCGAGAUACCUUGUAUUCUUUUCACGACGUUGUGUUACACGUUCUGGUUUUCAUUCGCACGCAUCGGUGCUCCUUCUGUUCACCCCACAAUAUGGCCUGCAGUCUGGUUAGGUUUCGCUGCCGUACUCCUCUUCGACCCAUUACCUAUGGUCUUCAGAUCUUCGAGGUUCUGGCUUGUACGAAAUGUCGGCCGACUGCUCAUCCCGGGUGUACAGCGUGUAGAGUUUACCGACUUCUGGAUGGGGGAUCAGUUCUGCAGUCUCGUAUUCACGCUCUCGAACGUGUAUCUCUUUUUUUGUUCGUAUGCCCAAGGCUUCGACCAGUGGCGACAAUGUGGUGCCAGUUCGAAAAAUUGGCCAAUCAUCUUCGUUUUGGCGAUGCUUCCUCUUUUGUCCCGUCUUAUACAGAGUGUUAGACGUUAUGCGGAUUCUCAUCUGAUCACGCAUCUGAUAAAUGGUGGAAAAUACGGGUCUGGAAUCAUCAGUUAUCUCUUCUAUUUCCUCUGGAGACAUCAAGGUGGCAAUCACGGUGCAACUUUCGCCCUUUGGUGCCUCUUCAACACCAUCUAUUCCUCAUAUGCUUCGUCAUGGGAUCUUCUGAUGGAUUGGUCAGUGUUGAAAGCGCAUGCUAAACAUCCCCUGCUACGGAACGACCUUCUGUAUUCCAACUAUGUUCCUUCAUAUUAUUUUGCCAUCAUAUCGAAUGUUAUCAUCAGGUUUAUCUGGGUCAUUUACAUUCCCCAACGGGGACCCGAUUUUUACCUGAGAGCCUUUAUUGCUGGGAUACUGGAAUCCGUACGCCGAGUACAAUGGAACUUUUACCGACUGGAGAAUGAACAUCUUGGUAAUAUGGAUCAGUAUCGAGUAACACGAGAAGUCCCACUACCCUAUUCAUUGGACGAUAUGAAGCGUGAAACGGACGAUGACGAUGUAGACGACUCCCACUAGAAUAUUGCAUUCUGGAAAUUAGAGCUCCCAUGAGCAGGGAAGGU
Messenger RNA from Guyanagaster necrorhizus, 1089 nucleotides. RefSeq names its product EXS-domain-containing protein. Gene Ontology annotation, molecular function: phosphate transmembrane transporter activity; inositol hexakisphosphate binding. The record is from RefSeq and is a predicted model, not a curated record. Lineage: Eukaryota; Fungi; Basidiomycota; Agaricomycetes; Agaricales; Physalacriaceae. The coding region runs from base 245 to 1045 and encodes 266 amino acids. Gene Ontology annotation, cellular component: Golgi apparatus; cytoplasm; plasma membrane. Gene Ontology annotation, biological process: phosphate ion transport; cellular response to phosphate starvation. The transcript is spliced from 11 exons.